GUUCCCCGCGCUUUCGGACACGAAGUUUGGUUGGGACGCCAUUACUGGCAUCAUUUUUUGUCCGUUGAAAAAGAAUGACCAAAAUCGGAUAUUAUUCUUCAUUUGUAAUAGUGUGGAAACUGAUUUUUUUAUCGUGUAGUGUACUAAGACAAUCCGCUUAGAUUCUAUUUGAAGAUUAUGCUAUGUUUAUCGCGUAAACCGGCUAAGAAAACUUGACACGAACAUGGCGGGACGUCUGGUGGUGCUGGACCGCGCGGGGCGCGCCAAGAGCAAGAGCUUCGUGCUGGGCUCGGGCAUGUGCACGCUGGGCCGCAGCGCCGCCUGCGACAUACGAGUGCUGCUGCCGGAGGUCAGCCCGCAUCAUGCCACCGUCACAGUGCACGCUAAUCAGACUGUGGUGCGGAAUGUUGGAUCGGGAACUACAGAAGUGAAUGGCGCACCAGUGAGUGUGUGCGCUCUACAACACGGAGAUGAACUGGACAUAUGUGGCCGCAAACUGCGCUGGGAGUACGACACGCCUCAAGCACCGAAACGGAACAAGACACAGCCAGCCUUGGCGCUGCCGACGGCACCUUCCCGCGGGAACCGCCGCGGCACGAUGGCGGCGCCUCCGCGAGCGCCCGACCGCGACGUACAGUUGGCUCUUGAACUGCGACAUCGCGCCUCCAUGCCUGCAAGUUCGGGUGCGGGUGGAAAGCAAGUGGCAAUUGUUCAACCUCAGAGAAGAAAUACUGAUAACCAGAGUGAGUCGAGCAGCCCCCGGCUGGUGGUGGCCCCGCACCGGCCGGAGCCCGCGCCGCGCAAGGCCGCCAGCGCUCGCCUACACACGCCUACUAAGGCGAGCCUGUGGAUCGAGUCCCGCCGCGGGCGCGCGCGCGCCGGCUCGCUGCGCACGGCGACGCCGCUGCGGCUCGCCGUGCUGCGGAAAGCGCUCACUCCAGCUCCGAGACCGACUAAAGUUCGCGUUACGAAGAUACAGGCGCCGCUGCGUAUUGAUCACACAAAACAAGCGGCGAUAAUGCUAAUGACGGGCCACACGCCGAAGUCCAAACUCCCCGGCCCCGAGACCCCGACCUUCGUGGCCAAGAAGCGGAGCCCCGCCACCAGGACGCCUAAAGGCCGGAGCGCCCUGAAUGCUAGCGGCAAGUCUACGAGGUCCACUCCGCAGCCGUUAGUGACAGAGACGCCGGGGAAGUCCACCAGGAAGAGUAAUAAGAGGAACUCGGGGAAACAGUCGGUAUCGGUCCUAGAAAUCACGGACUCGGAAACAUCAUCCCGCCGCUCACCCGCCCUGCCUCACCCACCAAAAUCCGCUCUCAAGUCUGGUCGCUCCCGCAAGACAGAAUCUAUCAAAUUCGACCUGAGCAAUCUCGAGAAUCACUCUGAAGACGACGAUAUACUCAUGGUAUCGAGUACUACAAGAGAUGCUACUGAGGAUGUAACUUUACGGUACUCCAGUUCGCCUCCGUCGCCAUCUCCGCGCCGCUCCAUACAUUCCCGGAGCGAGCGGAUGCUAGAAAGCCUGGGUUCCCCGCUCAGGUCGCCGGCGAGAACGAGAACGUCCGCUCCCGCCUCGCCCGCGUCUCCCCGCUCUUUAAAAUCAGCCCGAGGCUCUAUAAUCGUCCAAAAAGCUCUGGAAAGCUCGGACACGUUUGUCACAGAGUACAGCAACAAAACGGGAUCGCCGCGCCGUCGCGAUCUAGAAGCCUACUCCGUCGUCGAUCUAGUAUCUCUAGACUCGGACACGUCGCGCUCCGUGUACGGUUCAGCUGGAUCCCCUUCGCGUUCAGGAUUCGGGGCGAGUACCCCGCUGGUUACACGUACGGCGCCCAUGGAUGGAACGAUGACGACUCCAGAGAAUGCGCCGCGAGCGCCUUCACAGAGCACCAGGAGAUCCCGCGGCGCUCGCAGCCGCUCAAGACUUGACGAUAGCACGAGGACGAUAGAUUCCAUAGAGGAUGACUCCCCUAAAUCUUCAAGGAAACUAGUUAAAUCGGCCUCGAAGCGCUCCCGUAGCCUUAACGACAGCUACCCUGAAUCUCCUCAGACCUACAUCUCACUUGAUUCAUCUCACAAAUCUCUAGGCAAUCUGUCGACUACGGCGAAACGUGGAUCUCGCAGUCAACUCAACACUAGCGAUCAUCUUCUCGAGUCUCCAAACAACAUUUCCAUUGAAUCUAUGAAAAAGUCACUGAGUAGAGUGCUCUCCGCUUCAAAACGGAGCCCUCGCACUCGGGACAACACGUUAGAGGAAUCUCCAAAAGGAAUUUCGCCGAGAAAAUCACUAGCGCAAUCACCUACGAAGCGUAGUUCUCGAGGCAAUGUCACUGUCACACUAGGAUCACCAAAAGACAAUAUUUCUAUUGGAUCUUUGAAAGAAUCGCUGGGUAAGAAACUUUCUGCUUCACACUCCCGCAGUCGUUUGGACGAUAGUUCUGUACUUGAAUCUCCGGAAGUUACGGCUCACUCGACAAGGAAAUCUCUUGGUAAUACACUUUCUGACUCUAAACGCGGCUCGCGUAGCCAAAUUGACAAUAUCACAUUUGAGUCUUCAGUUGUUUCUGCUAAAUCCUCAAGAAAAACUUCAGGAAAGUCACCUGUGGCAUCUCCAGAAAAUGUCUCAGUUAACUCUACAAGAAAAUCUGCAGGGAAUUCACCUUCUCCUACGAAACGCAGCUCUCGAAGUCAACAUGAAUCUAUUACUCCUUUGAAAUCUCCAAAGGCUAAUGUUUCAAAUGCAUCAAGAAAGUCUGCAGGAAAAACUCCCUCUCUGUCGGAUUCAACCAGGAAAUCAUUAGGAAAGACACUGUCUGUUUCAAAACGUGGAUCUCGGAGUCAACUCGUCGAAACUAUCCUCAGCUCUCCAGAAACUGAAACUUUGGCCGAUUCGACGCGAAAAUCUCUAGCCAAAACACCAAAACGUGGGUCUCGCAGUUACGUCGAAAGUAUUCUCAGUUCUCCUGACGGUACGAAUAAUUCUACUAGAAAGUCAGGAAAGUCCCAUUCUGCUUCAAAACGAGGAUCUCGUAGCAAAAUCAUCGAUAGUGUGUUAUCUCCACAACUUGAUGUCUUAGCUGACUCUACAAGAAAAUCUUUAGGCAAAACAUUGUCGGCUUCUAAACGUGGUUCACGAAGCCAAGUUAUUGUCAGCGUAUCUCCGAAUCUUGAUGGUCUAUCUGAUUCAAAACGCGCUUCACGCCAAGCUGAUAGUCUAUUUAAUUCUCCUAACGUUUUGGCAGAUUCUACAAGAAAAUCUUUGGGUAAAACUCCUAAACGUGGCUUUCGAAGCCAACUGGAUAGUAGUGUCACAUUAGAAUCUCCAAAAGACUCAAGAAAAUCUCCAAAAGUGAAUAACUCUACAAGAAAGUCUGCAGGAAAGACGCUCUCUAUUUCAACUCGUAACUCUCGCAGUAAAAUUAUCGAUAGCGUCCUAUCUCCUCAACUUGACGUUUUAUCAGAUUCUACUAGAAAAUCACUAGGAAAGAGUCUUUCUACUACAAAACGGGGCUCUAGAAGCCAACUUGUUGAGAUUGUCAGUCCCAGAGAUUUUUCCACAAGGAAAUCUGCAGGGAAAUCACCCUCCCCUUCAAAACGCAGCCAACUAAAUGAUAGUGUUCCCACUGAAUCUCCUAAAAACACAUCAACAAAGUCUAGAGUUGAACCACUAUCGACAUCAAGUCGUAGGACAAGAAGUCUUCCUAGCGAGUCUCCUAAAGAUGCCAAGAGAUCGCGUGUCAGUGCUGUUUCUACCUCGAAGCGUAGCAUUCGUGAAGUUGACCAGAGUCCCGUCGUGUCCCCUAGAGGAAACGCUUCGCCUCAAUCGAGGAAAUCAGCGAAAUCCCCAUCUAAUACACCGCUGGCGUCUCGCAAAGUCGCUUCGCCGAGUAAAUCUCUAAAAUCACCCGCAAAGUCGCCUGCGAUAUCGCCUAAAGUUUCUAAAGCGAGAACUUCGAGAAAAACACUUACUGUAUCUAUCACCAACGCUCCCAAUGAGACUGUGACAGAUGGAGAAGUGACUCCAGAAGAACGGGGAAGCCCCCAGGAUGCCGGCACACCCAUACUUAGCAUUCGAAGCCUUUUGGACGCUACUGUAUCUGAUUCUCCUGGCGAACCUCCCCGCAAACGAGGAAGAAUUUCUGCGGUUGAAAAGAGGAAAACAUUUGCUGCUCGGAACGCACCUAGAAAUGCUCGUGGCUCUAUUCGAUCCAAAUCUUUGAUCUUAGUUCGGGGUACAGGUGAUGUUACGCCUACAGGAGUUGCCGAACCGACCCCAGAGGCGGUUAAAGGCAAACAUUCAUCGGCAAAGAAGAGCCGAUCCCGCCGCUCCAUUAUUGAUAACCUGGACGACUCCGGUUUAGUAAAACAUUUGUUUAAUAGUCCGGUGAAACGGAAACUAUCGCAGAGCAUGAGCGAAUUCUCACGCCGCCUCGAAGAACACGAGGAAACCAGCCCUGAUGUUAGCGGCGUCAAGCGACUAUUCACCAAGAAAUCACCCAGGAAUGAACUCAAAGACUUUAACGGCGUGAGACGUCUAAUGCGUACGCCUCGCGCGCGACGUUCUAUAAAGAACGACUUAACCGACGUGGCCGGGGUGAAGGUUAUGUUCGCGGCCGCACCUCGUGAUAGCUUCGGAGACGUCCGCGGGAUCAAGCGGGCCUUCCAAGCUUCACCCAAAGACGAUUUACGUCAAGUUUCCGGCGUAAAGAGCUUGUUCAACAAGAAAAAACCGCGCGACGAUCUGUCGGACGUACGUGGAGUGCGGGAGCUGUUCCAACGCGGCCCCAGGAACGAGCUCAACACGUCAGGAGUAAAGGAUGCUUUACAAGUGAAGAGUCCUAAGAAUGAUCUUCGAGACGUGCGCGGGGUGAAGAAGCUUUUCAGACAAUCGAAGUCACAGACGUCUCCAAACGUGAGCGGGGUGGCUAGGUUGCUAGAUGAGCCGGCGCCGGCGGAGGUCAUGUUCGAUCAAUUAGUAGGCAAGCCGCCCGUGCGAGCGACGUAUUCCAAGACAUUCAUAGCCCGUUCGGCUCAAAAACCGGCCAAACGCCGCCGGACUACGUCCCUAAGCGUAGACGUAAUCGUGAACGACGUCGAAGGAUGGCUAGAGAAGGAGUUACAAAAACGUGUGGGCAAACCUGUCAACCGUGAACUACAAAAACUAGCAACAGCCACGGUCGCGGGCGGGACGCCCAUACUUUCCUCUCGCUCUCGCAACAGCGUCGCCCCGAGGCGCUCUGCGGCGGAGAACUACGCGGAGCACACACUGCCCAUUAAGAAACGCUCGCUAGAGAAAGCUCCAGAACCGCGUUCGGCUAAGAAGAAGUCGCUACCGUUAAAGAAGCGCGCGUUGGUUCAUUCUACGCCGGUAAAGGGACGAGCUUCGCGCGCUGCGGAUGCCACGCUGGCGCGCAUGUCGCCCAUCGCAGUGGAGCCCGCCUUAACCAGUAUUCAAGAACCUGCUGCGUCUGUAACUGUAGAACAAUCUAAGGAAGUUCCAGGGCCUAAAUCUGUAGCUAAGCCAGCGACACCAAAGAAGUCACCGACGCCUAAAAAGGCAACAAGAGGGAAAAAGGUCUUGACACCGACCAAAGUUUCACCCAAGAAAGCAACAAGAGCGAAAAAGGUCUUGACACCGACCAAGGUUACACCCAAGAAAGCAACAAGAGCGAAAAAGGUCUUGACACCGACCAAGGUUACACCCAAGAAAGCAACAAGAGCGAAAAAGGUCUUGACACCGACCAAGGUUACACCCAAGAAAGCAACAAGAGCGAAAAAGGUCUUGACACCGACCAAGGUCACACCCAAGAAAGCAACAAGAGCGAAAAAGGUCUUGACACCUAAAAAGGUAACGCCCAAAAAAGCAACAAGAGGUAAAAAGGUUGCUACACCUACAGCUUCACCUGAAAAGGCGCCAACACCUAAAAAAGCGACCAGAGCUAAGAAGGUUCUCACACCUGCAAAAAUUUCUCCUAAAAAGUCACCGACGCCUAAAAAAUCGACAAGAGCUAAAAAAGUUUCCACUCCGAAGGCCGCAUCUCCUAAAAAACCACCCACACCUAAGGCAACAAGAUCGAAAAAGGUCGUAAACGCCGCUACUCCUAAGAAAACUGCUGCAAAGAACCCUACUGUAGUUGUUAAAAAACCACGAGUUGUCGUCGCUGCUAGCCCGAAACCGACUAGAGGCGCUAAAAAGUCCGCAACAAUAAGUCCGCUUCCCAAAUCUCCUGUGACUAAACAGUCGAGAUCAAAGAAAGUAGCGCCGAGCCCCGCUCCAGUCGUGGAGAAACGUAGUCGCAAGCAAGCGGCCGCGGCGUCACCGGCUAAAAAGAAGGCUGUACGAGUUAGCCUAGUCCUGCCGAAACCAUCACCAGUCUUGAAACCUCAGCCCGCCGCUAGACCUAAGAGAUCUAAGAUCGAACCUAAACAAUCACCGAAGAAAGCGCCAACGAGAGCCAAGAACCCUGCAGCCGGCGAUGCCCCCGCCGCUCGAGGACGCAAGGCCGCUGUAUCACCUCAAAAAGGUAAAGGUAAAGCGUCGCCGAAAAAAGCUACUCCGCAGAAAGCAAAAGCCACACCAGAGCCAAAGAAGAGGGCGGGAAAGACUACUAAAUCCCCAGUGCCUAAAGGAAAGACUGGAGUUCCCGCUACGCCAGAGCCAAGGAGAAAGGGACGCAAAGCCCCGGUUACUCCGGAAGCUAAGAAAAAGUCUAUCAAAUCAACCCCAGAGCCUAUGAAAGCUCGUAGAGCAGCUGCGAGCCCGAAAGCGACCCCUGAGCCUAGGAAGAAGGGCGCUAAAGCUGUAGCGAGUCCGGAACCCAAGAAAGGACGUAAAACCGCAGCGAAACAGCAAGUAGAAGAGCCUGUGCCUAAACGAGGACGCAAAACUGUUGUUGAAGUUGUAAAGAGCCCGCCCGCGCCCGCGCCGCGCAGAGCCGCCAGGAAGGCUGACCCAGCCCCGAAGGAAACUGCCAAACCUAAAGGAAAGAAGGUAACAAUAGUGGAGCCCGUGGAGAGUCCCCCACGAGGCCGCAAGAGGAAAAACGAUUCGUCAGUGGACAAGAAAAAAGAGCCCUCGCCUAAAAAGCCUCGCGCCUCCCGUGCCGCCACUGCUCUUUAA
Molecule: messenger RNA, 7117 nt
Organism: Cydia fagiglandana
Lineage: Eukaryota; Metazoa; Arthropoda; Insecta; Lepidoptera; Tortricidae
Product: serine/arginine repetitive matrix protein 2-like
Exons: 12
Coding region: 224-7117 (2297 amino acids)
Biological process (GO): regulation of chromosome segregation; regulation of mitotic nuclear division
Cellular component (GO): nucleus; chromosome
Molecular function (GO): protein binding
Source: RefSeq, a predicted model, not a curated record